UGCCGUAAAACCUUAAGGAGGGAGAAGACACUGACACUUCAGUACAGUAGGGGGCGAUAUCCACCUUUAACGAUGUUUGCGAUCCGCCGAGAAACAGAAAGAAGAAGAAAAUUGCUGAACCUCUUCAUUGGAGAAGAGUUUUCUUUGGCCAAACAUUUGUCGGUUUAUGGAAAACAUUUUGAAUAAUAAUAUAUUUUUUUGAAAAGUUGCUAAUGGGGUCUUAAGUUGCCAGGCAACAAAAUCGGUAAAUUGGCAACACUGUCACGGGGGUCAAACCUGCAACCUGGUAGAGAGAAAAGAAGAUGCCAGCAGCAGACGAAUCGCUAGGUGUCAACAAAGUUGUGGACAGCAUCUGUAAGCUUUCUCCAGAUCUGUUGGCUGAAGCAUGUGGCCAUAUUCUGACGUAUCUCCAAGGGCAAACUAGAGGAGUAGACUCAGCUUUAAUUUCUGAUGGAUUUCAGAAAGCUGGAGUCAGAUGUGACCAUGAAGCUCUGCAGAACAUUGUCAGAUUUCUCUUGUUAACAUUCAGGUCAGCUGGGAAGAGUAACCUCUCUGGGGAUGACCUUGUGUCGAGGCUGGAAGAAGGCAGUAACAAGUGGCCCAAAGCUUCCCUCCAGGUGUUGCACCGGUUGUGGAGUGAACACGGUGCAUUAGUCCAUGCUCAGCAGGAGGUCCAGGCCAUGCUCAGCAUCGGUCAGUUAGUAGACAUGCAGUGGAAGCUUGGCAUGGCAGUGAGCUCAGACACCUGCCGAUCUCUCAACUCCCCAUAUGUGUCUCUGCGGCUGAAGAUUGUUGAGCCCUCUGGACAGAUUUGUCAGAGAUCUCUUGAGAUGACCAUUCCACAGUUCCAAAACUUUCACAAGCAGUUCAAGGAGAUGGCAGCUGUUAUGGAGACUGUGUGAUGGACGCUUGUGGAAAUGACACCCCCAGUUUACACGUAACCAGCGGGAGAACAGCUUGGCACAGCAGUAGACACACAGGUCUUCUGGCUGUUUCAAACUGUGGAUACCAAUUACUUUGUCUGCUUUGCACUUCCAUGUUUCCACAGAUUGCAUAAGCUCCUAAAUGAUUUACCUUUAGGACCUCCAGCUGUUAGAAAUGUUUAAAGUAUAUACUUGUACUGUACACUCAGUUGCCUAUUUAUUACGUACACGCAGCUAAAAUGAUCAGUGAUAUAAAUGAGGUGGACAAAAUAAUGGAGACACCCAUAAUGCAAUACGGUUCAACUAACAGCACAUCAAACUACAUCCUCCAAAAUGUUUACUGGUUUGAAUCUACACCCUCUAAAACAAUUUAAACAAAAACUUUAUAUUAUAACCUUCAUGAAGGAAGGAUUUACUUACAGGACUGUUGCAUGUAUUAGUUUGAACUAGGUGUACCUAAUAAACUGGCGACAGUGCAUAUCUACACGGCAAAACCCUGACUAACAAACUAUUUGAAUAUUGUGCGUCCUAUAUAUCUAAACCAACAAACAUAUGGUUUAGAUUAAUAACAGUUUGCACUAAACUUCGGUUCCCUUCUGGUCUUUUUGUUUACCACAGAAUGAAAAUACAUUUCCACAGUGAACGCAACCUUUGCUUAUGUUGCUGUAUUUUGUAUCUAAGGUAAGAGAUUGAUUGGCCAACUGUACAACAUCCUGUAUACUUUAUAGUUUCAUUUUGUGGCUAGAAUUUCACAUAGACUUUGCAGUACACGUUUUAGUUUGAAAAGUUUGUGAACUGGUCCAAAUGAAGUUUUUACAGUCCUUGUGCUUUUUUUUUUUGUUUACGUCUAAAUUAUGAAAAUGUACUUUUGCUGUUUGUGUUUUUUUCCCUGGUAAUGCUGAAAUGGCUCAUGUGUGGUUUUUCUACUUUGGUCCGUCCUCACUUUGAUGCCAUACAACAAUGAUGCAAUAAACAAUUCUUAAAUGUAAA
Messenger RNA from Cottoperca gobio, 1913 nucleotides. RefSeq names its product COMM domain containing 6 (gene commd6). The transcript is spliced from 7 exons. Bases 303 to 902 code for a protein of 199 amino acids. The record is from RefSeq and is a predicted model, not a curated record. NCBI's taxonomy places the organism in Eukaryota, Metazoa, Chordata, Actinopteri, Perciformes, Bovichtidae. Gene Ontology annotation, molecular function: NF-kappaB binding.